AUGAUUACACCCGAGAUUACGGAAGGAAUAGCCGGGCUUUCUGCUGGAUUUGCCACUACAGUGAUUACACACCCGCUGGAUUUUUUCAAACUCCGACUGCAACUUGACACAACAUCGACAUCACAAUGGCAAGCUGUGCAUCUCAUAUACAAGAAACUUAUAAAAACUUCGACUAAUGUCAACGGGGGGUUUUCCACAUCGUCGUUUAUUGCACAUUUAUACCGAGGAAUAGGGCCCAACCUAGUUGGGUCAACCUCUGCAUGGGCAAUGUAUUUCUAUUUUUAUAGACGGUAUAAAAAUUCAAUCUUAGCCUUAACCAGGGGCUCCAGUGAUCACCAUUUGAAGUCAUACCAUUAUCUAUGUUCGGCGUUUCUUGCCGGUUGGACAACAUCGAUCAUAACAAACCCAAUAUGGGUCAUUAAGACGAGGAUGAUAUCUACAGAGAAAUCACAACCAGGUGCUUAUCGUUCCAUACUCCACGGGAUAAAAGAGAUUUAUAAAAGGGAAGGACUGUUGGGUUACUACCGUGGCCUAACCCCGGCCAUGUUAAACGUUGCACAGGGGGCAGUCCAGGUGUCCAUAUAUGAUUUGCUCAAGAGAUCCCUUGUUGAUCCAGACGCUUCAUCCGAGAAACUAACCACCCUGCAGUAUGUAUAUGCCAGUUCCCUCUCGAAGAUGGUAUCGACAUGUCUCUUCUAUCCACUACAAGUCAUUCGGUCUCGACUUCAGGUUGUCUCCGGCUCGAAUAAACUUCAAUCUGCAUCCAAGUUGUGUUUGGCCAUGUACCAAACUGAAGGGCUCCUCGCAUAUUAUAAAGGUCUAGUGCCGAAUCUCAUAAGGGUGGUGCCUGCUACGUGCACUACAUUUCUCAUAUAUGAGAAGGUAAAGCAUUUGCUUGUAUAG
Messenger RNA from Pichia kudriavzevii, 903 nucleotides. RefSeq lists its product as uncharacterized. The transcript has a single exon. Gene Ontology annotation, molecular function: FAD transmembrane transporter activity; folic acid transmembrane transporter activity. The record is from RefSeq and is a predicted model, not a curated record. Lineage: Eukaryota; Fungi; Ascomycota; Pichiomycetes; Pichiales; Pichiaceae. Gene Ontology annotation, cellular component: mitochondrion. Gene Ontology annotation, biological process: nucleotide transport; folate import into mitochondrion. The coding region runs from base 1 to 903 and encodes 300 amino acids.